Molecule: messenger RNA, 1572 nt
Organism: Hemisphaericaspora subhashii
Lineage: Eukaryota; Fungi; Ascomycota; Pichiomycetes; Serinales; Debaryomycetaceae
Exons: 1
Coding region: 1-1572 (523 amino acids)
Cellular component (GO): mitochondrion
Source: RefSeq, a predicted model, not a curated record
AUGAAAUUACCAUAUCAAGUGCUAUUCAGAUGUGCUCAAACAUCUGGUCGUAUUAUACUUAGGAGUCAAAUACCCAACGCCAGAAAUGGAAUAGUGUACACUACAAGAUUUAACAGUUCCAAUCCGAGCAGCAAUAAGGAGAAGCUUCCAGAUAUGGAUGAUCUUGAAUUCAUACAAGAGAGAAAAGAAGUGCAUAAGCAUUUAAUCAACGAGAAGGAAGAUAUGGGUCCUAUGUUGGAUGAUUUGGAUGAAGCAUGGGAUACGACCAUAAUAAAAAAUAACAAGAAUAACGACGACUUGGAUAUAUUAGAAUCAAUGUUGAAGAAUUCCUUGAACAAGAAUGGUCUGGACAAUGAUGCGAAUGUGUCGUCAUCGUCCCAACAAGCUAAUGCACCAGGGGAACCUCAAGAUACUAUCGAUUCCCAAUGGAGUUUCCUUCAUGACGUGAUGGCCAAACCAGAAGAGUCUAAAGAUGUGUCUAACAACAAUACUGAAACCCCUGGCAGUUGGCCAAAAUGGUCCGAUGAAAAUGAAUUUUCCGACAAAGCUGGAAAAGAAGCUUCUAGUCUUCAUGAAAAUAAUCAUUAUCGAAGCCGUAAUGAUUCUGAAGUUGAUGAAGAAACAAGUGGUUAUUCUGCUGUUGACACAAUCACGGAUCGUGAGGGAAAUAAAUUUGACCCCGCAAAAAGUGAUAAAAUUCUUUCACAAUUGAGAGAUCGAUUAGACAUCACCACUAGGGAUUCUGUCAAGGCGGAGAAAGAUUUGACUUCGUUUAUUGAUACGGUUUGGAAAAGGUCUACUUGGUUUAACAUGUCACCUUCUCAUCAACAGGAUCCAACAAAAUUUACACCGGAGAGAUUUAGGAAUGAUUUCCAUCGAGAAGUUAAAGAAGCAUUGAAACCUUCGUUUGAAGCUAUUGAUGCGUUAAAAUCGCCACAAGAAGUUUAUGGGUUUAUCACUAGAUAUCUUUCUGGUUUAAGUGAAAUAAUAAAAACCGCCAAGGCAAAGGAGCAACACAAAAGAGUAACUUUAAAUGAUUUGCACAAGGAAACUGGUUGGACAGACUCUAACAAGGAUGUAAUCAAGGAUAUUGCUGAAUCAUCUGAAAAAUGUCCAGAGGCUCCAAUUGGUAAUGCCGUGACUUCACGUUUCCUUCUUAAUUAUGUAUUGAAAACAUUGACAUUCAAAUUUAAUAAUCCGGCAUUGUCCUUAAGUAUAGUUAGGAUGAUGAAGAAGGAUGCCGACUUAUACAUUUUGUCAUGUAAUCAAGAAACCUUCAAUGAAGUUCUUCGUGCCACUUGGUUGUAUUACGGAUAUGUGGAUUUAUAUGAAUUUGAAAAAGCAUUUGUUGAAAUGAGAUUACUUGGACAUAGAGGAAAUAGGGAGACAUGCGAUAUACUUGGUGUUGUUGUCAAUGAAUUACAGAACUUGAGCGAUGGUGUCCUGCCGAUAAACAAGUAUACCAGAAUACGUACUGUUAAUAGUGCUAAACGUCUUGCAUUCUUCAGAGGUUUUUAUGAAGAUUUGCAUUUUCGUGUAACAUCACAAAGAAUCAACCCGGAGCUAUUUUAA